AUGGCGUCCGCAUCGCGGCCCAAACAGCCACUAGAUGAAUCAGCGAGGUACCGACCAGUGUAUCAAGACGACGACCACGACGGUUCGGAGGAUGGUGUUGGUCAUGUCGGCCAUGCCGUCGACGAUGCCGGCGGGAAUCUUGGUCAAGGCCAGGAUGCUCGGGGGGCAUUUCGGGGGGAAGAUUUCCGCUCACGGCCUUCGCCGUCUGAAAACCGCUUUCGGGUCGCGACCUUCGUUCUUGCCACGCUGGUGGUUAUUUUAGUUGGGGUCAACGCUUUCACGUCACUGCCCUUGGCCUUCAAGGGAAAGAACGACUCUUGUCCCUGCCGUUCGAGAGAGGUGCCCCAGUACUUCCAGACUUCACCCGAGUUAUGGGCCGGCCCUACGCCGACAGGAAGGGCUGCUUUCAUGGCACAGACGCGGACUUUUGACCCAACCGCGACCUAUGUGCCGAAUGAGCCAUUGCAGACGUCAAUCCCCAUCGAGGGAAUGGGCUUGGGCAAUGAGAGCAUCUUCAAGAUGAUGGGCUAUCUGUCGCCCUAUGCGCCUUCUCCAGGAUUUGGCGUGGACGAAUUUCCGCUACCUGCCGGGGCAGAGAUUCUUCAAGUGCAGAUGCUCUCUCGUCAUGGAUCGCGAUAUCCUACGACUGGGUCCGAGGUCGCCCAGCUUGGGCAGAAGAUUGCCAACGCCUCAGAGACGUUCGACCCGAAAGGCGCUCUCUCCUUUCUCAGGGACUGGAAAUACCAACUCGGGGCCGAAAUUCUCGUGCCCAAGGGUCGCGAGGAGCUCUUUCAAUCGGGCGUUCUGCACAGCUACAUGUACGGCAGCCUGUAUAACCCCAAGAGCAAGAUCAUCGUUCGCACGACUACCCAAGACAGAAUGCUCAAGUCUGCGGAAAAUUGGCUGGCUGGGUUUUUCGGACUGGAGUGGCCCAACAAUGCCACCAUCGAGGUCAUCAUAGAAGAAAAUGGAUUCAACAACUCGUUGGCCGGGUCUUUGAAUUGCCCAAACAGCUACACCAAGUCUCCCGGAAACGAAGCUCGCAGCGCAUGGACACACGAAUACCUCAAAGAUGCCCAGAAACGAUUCCAGACAAUGACAGCAGGUUUUACAUGGACUGUCGAAGACGUUUACGCUGCGCAGACCAUGUGCCCGUAUGAAACUGUUGCCUAUGGUUUCAGCAAAUUUUGCGACCUGUUUACGUACAAGGAGUGGCGAUACUUUGGUUACUCUGUUGAUCUUUUAUUCUCGUCCGUCAGCGGAUUCCACAGUCCGACUGGGAGAGCCAUUGGCCUCGGAUAUCAACAAGAAACCAUGGCACGACUUAAGAAUCAUACGCUGGGCUACUCUGGCUCGCAAAUCAAUGUCACACUGGACAGCAAUACUGAGACGUUUCCCCUGAACCAGAGCCUGUACUUUGACUUUUCUCACGAUACCAACAUGGUGUCAAUCUUGACAGCCUUUGGACUCGGGCAAUUUGCCGAGGAGCUGCCUGCCAACAGCUAUCCCGGAGAUCACAACUUCACCGUCUCACACUUGACGCCGUUUGGAGCGCGACUCGACAUGGAAGUCAUCCAAACUCCCCAGCCGCUGUCACCAAAUCGAGAUGGCUAUCUUCGGGGCGGGCAGACAAAGUAUAUCCACUUUGUCCUAAACCAGCGGACGCUACCGCUGGGCAAGAGCUUGCCCGAAUGUGAUGCCAGCAGGAGGGACGGGUGGUGCGAGCUGGAUACCUUCAUCAAAGUCCAAGACGACAUGGCCGCCAGGGCCAACUUUGAUCACGCUUGCUUUGGAGAUUACCCUGCCGUAAAAUAUGGCGAGGUGACUGACGGUGUGCCGCCGUAA
This is a messenger RNA of Metarhizium album ARSEF 1941, 1845 nucleotides long. Its product is annotated as 3-phytase A precursor. The coding region runs from base 1 to 1845 and encodes 614 amino acids. Gene Ontology annotation, molecular function: acid phosphatase activity. Lineage: Eukaryota; Fungi; Ascomycota; Sordariomycetes; Hypocreales; Clavicipitaceae. The transcript has 6 exons. The record is from RefSeq and is a predicted model, not a curated record.